Siniperca chuatsi (mandarin fish) is the source of this 1878-nucleotide messenger RNA. Its product is annotated as NAD-dependent protein deacylase sirtuin-5, mitochondrial-like. The transcript has 9 exons. Gene Ontology annotation, molecular function: NAD+ binding; protein-succinyllysine desuccinylase activity; protein-malonyllysine demalonylase activity. Lineage: Eukaryota; Metazoa; Chordata; Actinopteri; Centrarchiformes; Sinipercidae. Bases 285 to 1241 code for a protein of 318 amino acids. The record is from RefSeq and is a predicted model, not a curated record.
CAGAAAAACUAUCGUAAUAUUACUGUAUUAUUGAAGGAAUCGCACUGAAUCCCCUUGCUGGUGUCAUAAUUACCUAACACAGUUAAGUAGCAUGCUAGCUUUGUGCUCAGAUGACCUUUAAGCUUUAAAAAGCCACAAUGACCUUCCUGAGAACAAAACUGACCACACUGCAAACUAGCCCCAGGUUGUGCUUCUCCCCUCACCAUCGCUUUGAGAGUUUGGAAACACCGAAGCAGCUGUGUUUGUGAAAGAUAAAGACUGGCCAAACUUUGAAGAACCCCUUGAUGUGGCCAUUUAACAAAACAUACCUCAGUCGCCAAAACCCGAUGAUUGUGCGCCAGUGUACUUGUAGAGGCAUAAUAAACUCUCACCUGUAUGCCCACCUGAAAAGGCCCCGGGGCAGCCAAGACAUGGCCAGACCCAGUUCAGACCUGGCAGCCUUCAGGGAGAUUUUCUCCAAGGCCAAAGAUAUAGCCAUCAUCACCGGAGCAGGGGUGAGUGCAGAGAGUGGAGUCCCCACCUUCAGAGGAGCAGGAGGCUACUGGAGAAAAUGGCAAGCACAGAAACUUGCCACCCCAGAGGCCUUUUCCAGGAAUCCCUCCCGUGUUUGGGAGUUUUACCAUUACCGCCGCGAGGUCAUGCUCACAAAAAAUCCCAACCCCGCCCACCUGGCCAUUGCUGAGUGCGAGGAGCGACUGAGCAAACAGGGACGUAAGGUGACAGUCGUCACUCAAAAUAUCGACGAGCUCCACCGCCGCGCCGGAUCCAAAAACAUCCUGGAAAUCCACGGAAGUCUGUUUAAAACACGCUGUAUGAGCUGUGGUCAUGAAGCAGCCAAUUACGAGAGCCCCAUCUGUGCCGCUCUGGAGGGCAAAGGAGCUCCAGACCCCGACACAAAUGACGCCCAGAUCCCUGUUCUGCAGCUGCCAAGGUGUGAGCAGAAAGGCUGUCACGGUCUCCUGAGACCAGCUGUGGUUUGGUUUGGAGAGACUCUGGACUCAGACAUCCUCACCUGUGCAGAGAAAGUGUUGGACAGCUGUGACCUCUGCCUAGUGGUUGGCACUUCAUCCAUUGUGUAUCCAGCAGCCAUGUUUGCUCCUCAGGUGGCAGCCAGAGGAGUCCCUGUGGCUGAAUUCAACAUGGAAAGCACACCGGCCACCAUGCGCUUCAAGUUCCACUUCCAUGGCCCCUGUGGGACCACGUUACCCCCCGCGCUGGCACGCCACGAGACUGAACAAUGAGUCCUGAGUUAAAAAUGAGUCGUGGACAUCAGCUGUACACAGACCAGACUGUCUAACACUUGAAGCCCCUAUGUGACAAAUUUUUAUGUGAUUAUAGCAUCUUUCAAAUUAAUUUGGUGGCAUAAGUCUUUGUAGAAACACCAAAUUUAAGUUAGAAUUGUGUUUAUAAAAUGUAAUGUUGAAAAAGACAGUGACGCAAAUAAAUAGCAUUGACUACGGAUGAAAUAUGGUCACAUGUAGGGGCUUCAUCACUCCUUGUGCAUUUAAUUAAUAUUGAAUGUCUGACAGUAGGGGGCAGUGUUUAGCUGCUGCUGUGUAGGCUACUACACCUCCAGUUACAAGAAAAAAACCCUGACUCCUUCCAGAGGAUCUGUGGGCUCUGCCUGGGAUAUGUGGUGUGUGUGUGUGUGUGUGUGUGUGUCAAUUGAGUGUUGUCUGAAUUUAUGGACAAUGAUGAAAACUGUAUCUGGUGGCCAUGAGUAAGCUCCAGUUAAACCAGGGAAACCAGUGACUGCAUUCACUCAGCCAGGUGAAAGAUUUGUUACAUGUAUGUUUGAUAAGAUUUGGACAUGAUUGAAACAGCAUAUUCAUAUGAAAUGAAGUCCACUGAAAUAAAUCCAUGCACUCAUAAACUGAA